Molecule: messenger RNA, 1286 nt
Organism: Polistes canadensis
Lineage: Eukaryota; Metazoa; Arthropoda; Insecta; Hymenoptera; Vespidae
Gene: Urod
Product: uroporphyrinogen decarboxylase
Exons: 7
Coding region: 159-1238 (359 amino acids)
Biological process (GO): heme biosynthetic process
Cellular component (GO): cytosol
Molecular function (GO): uroporphyrinogen decarboxylase activity
Source: RefSeq, a predicted model, not a curated record
AUAAAGUAUCGGGUAUAACAUGAUAAAGCUAAAGUUAUUCAUCUCUGAAAUGAUUGCCUGAGAGUAAACCAGUUAAUAAUUUUAAUAAUAUUUUUUUUAACAUAAUAUAAAAUAUUUUUUACUUUUAUACAGAGUUAAACAAAACCAUACCAUUAAGUAUGACAGAGCACAAUUUUCCUGUUUUACAAAAUGAUCGAAUUUUCAAAACAAUUCGUGGUGAACAAGUAGAUAAAGUUCCUGUAUGGAUUAUGAGACAAGCAGGACGUUAUCUUCCAGAAUUUCAAGAAGUUCGUGCGAAGCAUGAUUUUUUCGAUGUUUGUCAAAAUCCAUCAUUAGCAAGCGAAGUAACAUUACAACCUAUUAAACGUUUUGAUUUAGAUGCAAGCAUUAUAUUCUCUGACAUUUUAACUAUUCCACAAGCAAUGGGUUUGACAGUUGAAAUGGUUCCUAAAGUUGUAAGAAAUGGGCCGGUCUUACCUAAUCCUUUAAACGAUCCGUCAGAUUUAUCACGAUUGAUAAAACCCGAAGUAGAAAAAGAUUUGAAAUAUGUUGGAGAUGCUAUAACAUUAACCCGUCAUAAACUAAAUGGAAAAGUUCCACUUAUAGGAUUUACUGGAGCACCCUGGACAUUGAUGGGUUAUAUGAUUCAAGGUGGUGGUAGUUCUGUUAUGGCUAAACCACGCACUUGGCUUUACAAAUAUCCUAAUGAGUCACAUCAACUGUUACAACUUAUUACCGACGUAGUAAUAGAUUAUUUGGUGAUGCAAGUUAAAGCUGGUGCUCAGUUAUUGCAAGUUUUUGAAAGUAAUGGAGAUUAUCUUAACGACGAUCUAUUUUCAAAAUAUUCUCUUCAAUAUCUUGUAAAGAUCAGUAAUGAAGUAAAGGCAAAGUUAAAGGAACAAAAUAUUACGCAAGUACCAAUGAUUGUUUUUCCUAAAGGUGCAACGAUGAAUUCUUUAGAAAUGCUUGCAAAAACACAAUGCUAUGAAGUAAUAGGUUUAGAUUGGACUGUAGAUCUACUGGAAGCAAGAAAUCGACUAGGAACAAAUGUUACCUUACAAGGGAAUAUGGAUCCAUGCGCGUUAUUUGCAACUGCAGAUAACGUUACUCAUAGAGCUCAACAAAUGGUAGAAGUAAUUGGUAAAAGCAGAUAUAUAGCAAAUUUAGGUCAUGGCAUUCUACCAGAUACACCAAUCUCAUCAGUUGAAGCUUUUAUAAAAGGUAUUCAUGCUGUCUAAAUAUAUGGGAUGUGAUGAUGAUGUAUAAUAUAUAAUAUAUGUACAUAU